AUGUUGAGCCCGCGUUUGCGGCUGUUGUUGAGUCGUUUCGUCAGCAGAUCCAGUUUGUCUCAGCCCGUUACACGCAUGCACCUAUGCGACCGGAAAGAUUCUAGGCGGAACCCAAGGAUCGGAACCAGAAGAAGAGAGCCGUAUUACGAAUCAGAGAGUGAAUUGGAUACAGACGACGAGGAAACACCCAUUGCUCCAUUGAAGAGACUUGCCCACCAAAAUCCACGGCACUGCUCACACGACCGUGACAAGAUGGCGUCUAGCGAAGAGGCGUGGACAGAGACUAACAUGGGGAGCAUAGCUGAAAUCAAGUGGAAUAGCAACCCAGUGCAGUCUUCGGGUGAAUUUUCUAUGGCUGUGAGCCUAGGGGGUGAGCUGACACGGGAAGAACUAGAACGGAUUUUCGAAGUCCUCCUACCCGAGGAUGUGGUUCUUGCGCUCAGUGACAACGGCCAAAGGCACUUCUGUACCUGGCAAGAGGCGUCAGUUGAGUUGAAGCGCUUGGUGGGAACGAGAGAUGACAGAACCGUCUCGACAGAGGCUGCCGAAACCACAGGGGACGCGCAGAUAUUGGGCGCUCAACUAGAGGUUGAGGAAACUAGGGGAGAAACAGACGAGGCCAGGCGUGAGCCAGGUAACCUCUGCGAACGGGGAGCAGAGGGAUCAGACGAGCCCACCAGCCCGGAUGACGAGGAUGUUGUGGUGCCAUGGUGGCGAGGUGCCGGGAGGCAGGCCUAUCCUAUCAACAGACGGCACAUUGUGUAA
Messenger RNA from Eimeria acervulina, 765 nucleotides. RefSeq lists its product as hypothetical. The record is from RefSeq and is a predicted model, not a curated record. The transcript is spliced from 3 exons. Bases 1 to 765 code for a protein of 254 amino acids. NCBI's taxonomy places the organism in Eukaryota, Apicomplexa, Conoidasida, Eucoccidiorida, Eimeriidae.